AUGGUUGCUUUAUCCGCGGUUCAAUCAUCCAAUGCCAUCCUUUCCAAAACCCUUCCACUGGGUCUAGUGGGCGUGUUCGUCGGCGCAACCAGCGGAAUCGGGAAAGCAGCAGUCCUGAAACUUGCACAAUAUACCCGACAACCACGACUAUACUUCAUCGGACGCUCACAACGCGCCGCGGAUGAAAUUCUACCCCAGUUGAAACAAAUCAAUCCAGAUGGUCAAUACGAAUUCAUCAAAGCCGACGCAAGUCUACUCAGCGUCGUAGACGAGGUUUGCGAGUCAAUACAAGCAAAGGAGACGAAGGUUGAUGUCCUCUUUCAGAGUCAGGGUACUCUGGACAUUAGUACAGAAACAUCUGAAAAACUACCACUUGUCAUGGCACUAAGCUACUACUCCCGAAUGCGGUUCAUCACCAACUUACUCCCCCUCCUCCAACGCUCCUCACUCAGCCGAGUAGUCAUCGUGCUAGCUGGCACAAAAGAAGGACCUAUCAAUCCCAACGACAUUCCAGGCAGAAGAGUCCUUCCCUGGAAAGCUCGAGGCCAUCUCUGCUCAAUGAUCACCCUUACACUUGAAUAUUUUGCUAAACGAGCGCCCGGGGGAAAGGGGAAUACCUUGUCAGAUGGGGCGGAGGUUGCUGUUGGUAGUGAUGGGGUUGUGGGAAGUGGUGUUUAUAUUGUGGAUGAGGUGUGUGAAAGUGGUGGUCAAGAAGUACAAAAGGUUUUGGAUGGGCUCAGAAACGACGGAACGCAGAAGAUAUGGGAGCAUUUGCAGAGUGAAUUCUCUAGGGUGACUGGAAAGGCGGGGAUUCAGUGA
Molecule: messenger RNA, 819 nt
Organism: Penicillium daleae
Lineage: Eukaryota; Fungi; Ascomycota; Eurotiomycetes; Eurotiales; Aspergillaceae
Product: Oxidoreductase andH
Exons: 3
Coding region: 1-819 (272 amino acids)
Biological process (GO): secondary metabolic process
Source: RefSeq, a predicted model, not a curated record